Messenger RNA from Triticum dicoccoides, 862 nucleotides. RefSeq lists its product as uncharacterized. The coding region runs from base 124 to 555 and encodes 143 amino acids. NCBI's taxonomy places the organism in Eukaryota, Viridiplantae, Streptophyta, Magnoliopsida, Poales, Poaceae. The record is from RefSeq and is a predicted model, not a curated record. The transcript has 4 exons.
CCCACCCCAACCCACCUACUCACUUUCGGCGUCGGCGGAGGCGGAGGCGGAGGCGGAGGACGGCGAGCGAGGAACCCUAGCCGCCUGAGGAAGAGACGCCCCCCAUCCGCAAGGCCGGCGACGAUGGCGGCGGUUCGAUGCGCGGCGAGGAGGCUCGGUGGCUCUCUGCUCCAGCGAGCGCAGGCGGAGGAGGGACGCCGGCUCGUGCCAAGCAGGCUCAUGCGCUCCCGCCACCUCUCCAACUCCACCGAGCAAGCUUCAAAGAUCAAGCAGAAGGAGGAGGAGCUGUAUGAUGCGAUAUCCAAAGCAGAGCAGAAGAAGAAGGAGCUGUUUGAUGAGAUUUAUAACGCGGGGAAGAUUUCCACCACUACUGGCCAGCAUCUUUCUGUACAAGCCACUCAAGGAGCAGAUGACCCUCUGCGCUGGAUGCGGUACGCAAUGAGAGCUCGGGGUGUGUUCGAGUUAGCUGCCAAGAUGACAUUAACAUUUAUGGCCUUUGCUUUUGCGUUUGGUUCCAAAGCCAACAAGGUGGUAGAAGCCAAGGAAGACCAGUGAAGAUGGCUCCAGCUUGUUUUAAGUUAAAUUAUGACCUCUGCAGUUUGGCUAGCUAGCACUAUGCUAUCGUUCCUUGUGACAUUGUGUCGCAUGACAUCUUAUAUCUCUAUCUAUCUAUCUAUCUAUCUAUCUAUCUAUCUAUCUAUCUAUCUAUCUAUCUAUCUAUUAGAGUAGCUUUGCGUGAAACUGUAGGUUGAUGAGAACAUACAUUGCAUAGCCUGUAUUGUAUGGCCACUGGCAUGUGGCUAGAGCAACAAGUGGGAGUGAAGACAAGAUCAGAAUUUGAGAUUUCAGUUUAACUGUGACC